This is a messenger RNA of Peronospora belbahrii, 5667 nucleotides long. The record is from the annotation of a GenBank genome assembly. Lineage: Eukaryota; Oomycota; Peronosporomycetes; Peronosporales; Peronosporaceae.
AUGCGUCCAUUAAACGUGCGUGGCUUGACAGCUACUGGAUCUACAUCCGCUGCACUGACAGCUCCGUCUUCUUCUUGUCGGAAAACAAGUGGCAAGAAGCGUACGCGACGACAAUGUUCUCAUCCCGAUUGCACUAAGGUGGACGCUGGUGGAGGCUCUUGCGUAGCCCAUGGAGGUGGUAGAAAGUGUUCAUUUCCAGGAUGUAUGAAAGGCUAUCAAACGGGAGGUUUUUGCAGACGACACGGCGGUGGUGCGCGCUGUCAAGUAGAUGGAUGCGGGAAAGUGGACGCUGGUAGAGGCAUGUGUCGAGGUCAUGGCGGUGGUAAGCGCUGUCAGAUUGCUGGAUGUCCUAAAGCUGAUGUUGGUGGAGGAUUAUGCACGUCUCACGGAGGUGGUAGGCGCUGUUUGGAGCCAGGAUGUACCAAGAUCGAUCAGGGGGGAGGCAAAUGUCGAGCUCACGGCGGUGCGAGACGCUGCCGCCGACGGAACUGUCAGCAGCCGGCUCGAGGUACCACGGGAUUAUGCACUGAGCAUGGUGGCUUGCGUGUGUGCUCUGUUUUAAGCUGCAGAAGACUUGUGCGCUUGCCCAACGAUACUGGAACGAUGUGCUCAACGUGUUUGAGGAGUCAAAAGCAGACAGCAAUAAAACCCACGCAGCUUGAACUUGACGAGAAUUACACAAACAGUGAUCAUACGGAUGGCAGCCCGCGUAGUAACGUCAUGCCAACCACACAAAGCAUGAAUAAGUCCAUGCUUUCGUUGCUUCCGCUGCUCUCUCCAAUUUUAGUAAACACUCGGUGCGAUGGCUCACACAUUGCGAAUUGCUUGGACAACGGUUGUGCUCGCAGUUUUGGGGGCAAAUGCAAUUGUGUUAAUGACUGUGCGUGCAGUACUCCAACUUCGCUAACCACGCCGCGAAUGGCUCCAAUGCUGACGAGUGGUUAUACCAUAACCAGCACUGCCUCGUCCCCCUGCCAGAAUAUUUGCUCUACCACUAGCGACGUCAAAUCUGUGUUUCAUACCGGUAGCACAUCAACGUCGAGAGCCAUCAUAAUGUCUCGUGUUGUGCUACAGAUCAAACCAUAUUCAAGAUCAAUAGGUGUCGAGGCAAUUGUGGCGAUAUUAGCGACAAUGUCUGGAGUUAGGAGUGUACACUUGUUACCAGAUAGCUCCUUACUUUCCUCUUCUGCCGAACACGAGUCAAAAAGCAGGACAACAGCACCCGGAGAAUGCUUGGAAGUAACGUCAUCGUUGCGCCUCGUUAGAGUGCGUGGUGAAAAAUUGCUGGGCACAGGCAGCUUUUUGACACCGCUGAAAAAUCUUGAUGUUGCCGAAAUCGAUGUGAUCGAGCAAGCGUCAAUGGAAUGGACGCGAAAAGAAGUGGUGCUACGGGUGCCUGAUAUGAUGUGUCCUGGAAACUGCGGUUCAUCAGUGCUCAACGCGGUACGCGUAGUAGACGGGGUUGAGGCCGCCAGGUUACGCUUUGAGCAUCGUCAAGUCGUUAUUCGCGGAGAUAUGAACGUUGAUGCUCUCCGUGCGGCCGUGCAAGACGUUGGAUUCGACUCGGAAGUUGAUGCGGAAAAUCCGCUUCCUCGGCGAUUCCGUUUCCGCGUUGAUGAUAUGAGUGAUGUCGGAUUGAAUGGCGUAAAGCUUAAAGAAGCAUUGACGGCUGUGGAAGGCGUUGAGAAUAUCGUGCUACUCACAGAUCGCGUUGAACUUCUGGUAAUAGCUAUGCUGUUGGAUCCAACUCCACUUGUGGAAGCUGGGGGCCGUGUAGGCUUUAAGAUGGUUGAGCUAUCGGAAGAAGCCUGGGGAAUACCGGUGGAAGUGGUGCCACCGCCUUUUGUAUCGUCAGAUUACGAGGAGGCCAAUACUACAGGGUACCAGCAGGCUCACAACUGUACUUCGCCUAUUUGUUCACAGAUUGGUUGUGAGAGAUACAUGACAAAUGUUGCUCAUACUGCAGCAUUAGCUGUUGGCUGGGCUGUACCUGGCUGUGGGAUGUAUUCUGGUGGUGAAUGUACAUGCGGAGAUAGUUGCAAAUUAGACGUUGCCAGAAUAAAGAAGGAUAUGACAAUGACGGUUGAUAUCGUAGUGGUCUAUGAGCGACAGGAGUAUUACGUGUCGACCCAAACUUCUCUAGAUCGGAAGACGCUUUUUCUAGAUUUACUGCAAUGUCAGCUGUUUUCGCUCAUGGGAGUAAUGCCAAACGAGCAAAUUCUGGUCUCUUCGAGGACUGGCGAAGUGCUGUGUGCCCUUAGCAAGAGCAACGUAGAGACAGUUGCAUUAUCAUCGACAGAGAGCCGCCCUCGCUUCUUUCUCUUUUCCAGCACUAACACCACCUCGACUUUACCGGAACUUGCGAAUGAUUGGAGACAGAUUUGCACUAAAGCAACAUUUGGAGAUGCCGCAAUGGUGCAGCCAGCUUUUCGUAAAAUUGCUUCGGAUGGGGAUGAUCCGUUGGUCAACUUAAUCUGUGGGCCGUGUUUCCGACCGGUGAGUCCUAUGGAGUGGAACGCGUCACAGAUGAUGACAUCGCAGUUCAUCUCCGAUAUUACUGUUAUUGCCGGAGAUGUGGAUGUCGCUCCGCCGCCUGGAUAUACGAAGUUGCCAGUGGAUUUAAAUUACUCGGCGUCGGGUGACUAUAUAUAUCUGUGUGUAAAGCGCGGUGGAUCGCGUGCAUUGACUCAGAUUUACAUUCGUUUGGAUCCAGCAGGCGCUGAAAAUGUUCCAUGCAACGUAGAUAGUGUCAUUUCUUACAAACCAGAAAAAACUGUUAAAGUUUGUUCCAAUAACGGUACCACUGGUAGUGAUGGAUCCGAUACAGAAAUUUGUAUUGGAUAUGACUCGGUGCAACUCAAUAUGGAGCAGCUCGAAACACUAGCUAUCACUGAUAUUGCCAUUGUUGUUGGUGAUCAAUCUGUUGCUUUAUCUGAGUACGUCAAGCUUUCACGAAAUCUGAAUGAUCGUGCAACAGGCUCUUUACCUGUCUACUUGUACUAUCGUUUAGUCCCUCUGGGCGGAUUCGCGUGUAAUUCAGGCAGAGAGCAUAGCGAGUUUGGACAAUGCCUUUUUGCAACCCGUCAUUUGAUUAGAGUGAAAAGCGGUCUUGAUUUGGAAGAGCGACGGCUGACUAUUGCUCACACUACUCUUGCAGCCGAACGAAGGCGUGCAGAUGUAAAUAUUAUGGAAGAGCACUAUCGCCAACAUCAACCCGGUAUGUUAAAGCGACUACAAAGCGGGUUGCAACGUGCACAGUCGUACGAAAAUAAAACGAUGCAGGAGGAAGCACUUAAGCGUAUCCCAGUGGACAAGCUCCAUGAACGUGCUCGAUCUAACGUGUCACCGAUGCCACUCUUACAGGACGAAUUAAUUAAGCAAUUGCUUCACUGGUUCAAGUGUGAGUUUUUCACCUGGAUGGAUCAACCUCAUUGCUCAGUGUGUACAUAUGAAAAAGCACGAUUGGUACGGACAGAAGGCCCCACCACUGCUGAAGAGAUAGCUGGUCAGGCCAGCCGUGUUGAGGUGUAUCAGUGUCCCGUAUGUGAAGCUUUUGCUCGAUUUCCUCGUUACAAUGAUCCAGUAAAAUUGUUGGAAACACGCACUGGUCGAUGUGGAGAAUGGGCAAACUGCUUUACACUCUGCUGUCGCGCAAUGGGAUUUGAGGCUCGUUAUGUUCUUGAUGUGACGGACCACGUGUGGACUGAGGUAUAUUCCGAGCACUUUAAGCGAUGGCUGCACUGUGAUCCAUGCGAAGGCCAACUGGAUUGUCCUUUGACAUAUGAGGUCGGAUGGGGAAAGAAAUUAUCAUACAUAUUUUCGUUUGGUCAUGACGAAGUGGUUGACACGGCUAAGCGAUACACCCGCAACUGGUCCGAAAUGCUUGCACGACGACAAGAUGUAAGUGAAAAGUGGCUGGAAACGAUCAUUAAUCAAAUCAACCACGGCCUCUGGGAACAGCAAAAUCCUGAAAGGGUAGCGAUUUUGUCGGCACGUGCAACUGCUGAGCGCGACGAGCUUUAUUCUAGACGCUAUGUUCGAAACUCUGAAGUGAAGGGACGAGUUUCAGGAUCGGGUGAAUGGAAAAGCCAUCGUAAUGAAACUGGAAAGCAAGACGAAGUGCCUGUCAGUACUUCAGUUGUAUCAUCUUCUGCGAUAACAUCAACGUUCGUGCCAAUUGCAGAGGUCUUGCAAGAUAUAUGCAGAAAUUUGGUGGUCGGUUGUCAGUUUUUGGAAUGCUACAAUCCCUUUUGCUGCACCGGUCGAAUGCGGUUGGAUCACACAGCGGUGCAAUCCGAGGUAAACGAACGAGCUGUCGAAGCUAUUCAAGUGGCAUCAACUUUGAGCUCUACAGGAUUCUCGUCACAAUCACUAGUGAUACUUUUAUGUCCGCUGACAUCGACAGACCUUCGUAAUUUCUUGUGGAAGAAUCGACCUGUGCUGUAUUUACCACUUCAAGACGUCCCUUCUACAUGUAGCGACAGAAGCGUGCCGCUUCUUGACAUAUCAGGCCAUAACAACCACGGAGAUAAUUCGCAGCGUUGUGGCUUGCGUAAGCCAUUCAAGAUUCCAAAUUCUGGCCCGACAAACGAUUACAAUGAUGGAGCUGGAAGCCAAAGGAAGAAUGGGACGUUUGGUAUGCAGUUACUUGGGGGAAAGGUUUUGUCAAUCAUAAGUGGAAAGUCGCUGCCUCCCGAAAACAUCGUGUUGUCAUUUCUUGUUCGCUUUGAUCUGAACAAUGCACUCACAGAUAAAACAAAAGACACGGUAAGCGUUCUAGCUGGUCGAAUAGGAUCUUCUAACCUUUUGUCGCUCGUAAGGUUUGGCAUAUACUGGAGCAAGUUAGAGCGGCAAUUCUUGGGUGAGCUUCAAAUCGAAAAUGAGAAUCCAGAGACGAUUACAUGCACGACUUCGUUAUUGGCCUUUGGUCAGUAUGCGCAUGUCGCUAUUGAACAAGGCAAAAAUGCUGUCGAAAUGUACAUCAACGGAACGAAAAUAUUGGUGCUUAAUGGAGAGUGUCAGUUGAAUAAAAGCGAUAUUAUUAUCCAGGGACCUGGUAGCGAUUCUCCAAGCGUUGCUGCUGUAAUAAGCCAUGUAGCUUUAAUACCGGCACAAUCCUCGGAAUGGACUAAAAUGUUUUGCGCUGGUAUGAAGACGUUUAUAUCUGCUACACCUCUUAAGGCAUUCGGGUGCAACGGAGAGCGUGUCGGCGAGAGGUGUUACGAUGUUAUUGCUGAAGCUCAAUCAGGCUAUCGCGUCGCGCGAAUCUUGAUGUGGGGAAAUGACUUUUUUGACGGUCUUCAAUUUGCCUACGACAAGCUAGACAACGCAAACUCAGCACCUGCCACCGUUUUAGGCUCGUUGGUGGGAAAUGCUCACGCAAAACGUCAAGCAUCACAACCAACAGUCAGUUUUGGUUUGUUACCAAACGAGAUUGUCGCACGAAUGAGUGGCCGUAAGGGCGCUUGGAUCGAUGGCAUUACGUUGCAUACCAAUUUGGGGCGUUCGAUCACGUGCGGGGGUAAGGGGGGAGAUGACUUUGAGGUGUCCACACCUGCUGACAGCGAGAUUCGCUUUAUCGCUUUCACGAUUGGUGAUCACUUGAAUGAUGCCAACGUAUUUGUGUUUCAGACCACAUCAAUGACGUGUAGUGGCUUUCCUGUUUGA